AUGACCGCUAGACCGCUUCCUCCGUUCCUGCCAGAUGGCGCAGACUCCUUCCGAGCCCACGCCCCCGAGCAUCUCGACGACUGGUUCGAGUACUUCAAAAGUGUCUACACCUACGCCGAGGAAGCCCAGAACCGUAUCUCUCACCUCGAGGACCAGCUCCAAGCCGACCAAGAGAAAAUCCAGGAUCGAGAGCAUACCCUCCAGCGGAUCGCUAAAGAGCGCGACGCUGUACAAAUCCAACUCGAAUAUGUUGAGCAACAGACCAAGAGAACCUUGAAAGAGAAAGAUGACGCCCUCUUUGAAGCCCGCCUGGCCGAACGGCGUGCCCUCGACGCCACCCGACCUACCGUACCUACUAUCCGUGAACCCCCGAGACUAGCGCUCCCGCUGAGCUUCGUGUAG
Molecule: messenger RNA, 402 nt
Organism: Fusarium poae
Lineage: Eukaryota; Fungi; Ascomycota; Sordariomycetes; Hypocreales; Nectriaceae
Exons: 1
Coding region: 1-402 (133 amino acids)
Source: RefSeq, a predicted model, not a curated record